AGAUCUAACUCGUACCUAUUGAUGCCAGCAAGCGAAAAUUAUCUCAAUCGCUCAAACACCAUCGCCCAUUUACCAGAAAUUCCAAUUGUACAUCGUUCUCUCUUUUCUUUUCUUUUUUGCCAUACUAUUCCUACCUCAAGGAUCCACCUGUAGCGCCAUGGCUCCCACACCGUUUUGUUUCGUUUGCCAGAAGCAGCAGAGCGCCAAUGGCGACCAAUUGCUGUGUUGCGGUAACUGCAGACUUUACUGGUACUGCUCCAAGGAGUGCCAAAAGAGCGCUUGGAAACUGCACAAACCCGAUUGCAAAAUCCUAGCGGACAAGAGUUCCUUCACGUCAACUACGGGGCCCGACUUCCUCCACUACAUCAAGUUCUCGAAACCUCACGCCAAGGAUAUCGACCUCAUUGGACCUUUCCACCCCAUAGAAGAUGCCGCAGUCAGCAUAAGAGAGAGAUUAGAAAGAGAGAACAGCCAAGAUGGUCUUAAGAUCUUCGAUUUCCUAUUCAACACCACUGGGAUGUCUAGCGUCAUUGCACAAACCGCAGCUCUUGCGGAGGGAAAUCAUCUACGUGUCACCUUCACAAACGAAUCGAAUCCAGAGGUCACGAAAGCUUUACAGUCACGCAAACCCGGAGCGUCGGUAGACACAUACAACGUCAUGACUAUGCGCCCCAACUUCGCCGCCUUCAACAAUCCCAAGUCACACGAUCACGUGCUGGUCGAUGAGCAAGAUAUCUACAAGACCUUCCUGAGCAAGGACGAGGCCAACCAGACUGCGAAGGACCUAUUGCAGGAGUGGAAGAAGGAGUCCGGGGAGGGAGCCAAGGUUGACAGCAACACCCACGACGAGGACAUGCUUGCUGGCGCAGUCUUGCCGCAGAAGGGCAUUCCGCGAUGCCUACAGGUCAACCACGAUGCGACCGCGCGGCCGGAUGUGAGUAACUAAAAGGAAUGCCAAACUCAGCGUAUGACUAUGGGAACUACCACAGCCCGGAGUCACUGAUGGAUAUGACUAGGUAGCACGUAGAAUAUGAUGCACAGAUAGCGAGCUUUGAUAUAGAACGCAGUCAAAAGAACUCGACUCACCACCUGAGUCUGCAGAUAUAAAAUCUUUUCUUCGAUGUAUUCACCAUUAACUCAAGUCCACACAAUAUUCUUCCUCACUAAAGCAUCCACGUCUGCAUACACACUCCAAAAAUGCCAAACCUUUCCUUUAUGAU
Messenger RNA from Aaosphaeria arxii CBS 175.79, 1220 nucleotides. RefSeq lists its product as uncharacterized. Lineage: Eukaryota; Fungi; Ascomycota; Dothideomycetes; Pleosporales. Bases 158 to 946 code for a protein of 262 amino acids. The transcript has a single exon. The record is from RefSeq and is a predicted model, not a curated record.